CACCACCACUACUCUCCCCAGUCAAUGUCAUGGACGAGUUUGAGUUUACGUUUGACCAUGCACAUCUCCUCCCGACUCCCCCGCCUCUCCCGCCCUCUGCAGAUCUAUUCAGUCCCGCCGAGACUACAGACCUCCUCGGCUUCCUCGACAAUUUUACUGCUUGGGACACAUCUACCCAAUUCGACACUUCCUUUCUCGAUAAUAUGAUGCCGCCAUACACGCCUAUAGUCCCUACACAUCCUAUGCACCCUUCCUCACCUGUACCCCCAACGCCUAAAUCAGCGCCCCCUUCAGUACCUCCACAACCAGUACCCCGUGCCAAACCACUCCUCAGCACACCCCAGAAACGCCUAAACCAUAUCAUGUCAGAGCAGAAGCGCCGUAAUGCCAUACGGGAUGGGUACGCCCAGCUCAUCACCCUCCUCGCACCAGAGGGCUCAGAGCCUACGAUACCCAUGCCGUCCCGGGGUAGACCCAAGGGGAGCGGCGCACGUGGAGGUGCAAAGGGCAAAGGCAAGAGCGGUGUCCUCUUCCGUGCUGUCGAGUAUGUGCAAUGGCUUGAAGAGGGUCGGGAUGCACUAAAGGAGGAGGUCGCUAGAGUGGAAGCUGCAGCUGGAGUGCAGGCGUGAAUAUUACAUUUUUUAUCGGUUAAUUGUUUUUUUUGUGAUACCCUGUUCUGUCUUUUACUCGAGGAGUGUACUUUAUCAUGUGAAUUCCCCACAAUCAUACAAGGACCCACAAACUAGCAUGUGAAUUCUGUCCUCUUCGUUUAAGACAGUUAGGGGUAGAUCUCCAGACAUUGUCCGCACACUUAUUGUUCAUGCGACCAUUCACUAGCCUCGAAUUCAUG
This is a messenger RNA of Desarmillaria tabescens, 850 nucleotides long. RefSeq lists its product as uncharacterized. The transcript has a single exon. Gene Ontology annotation, molecular function: protein dimerization activity; DNA-binding transcription factor activity, RNA polymerase II-specific; RNA polymerase II cis-regulatory region sequence-specific DNA binding. The record is from RefSeq and is a predicted model, not a curated record. Gene Ontology annotation, biological process: regulation of transcription by RNA polymerase II. Lineage: Eukaryota; Fungi; Basidiomycota; Agaricomycetes; Agaricales; Physalacriaceae. Bases 30 to 629 code for a protein of 199 amino acids.